AUGGAAGAAAUGGAAAAAGAAGUAGAGCAUUAUCAAAUACCAUGUUCAAAUGAGUUGUCAGUGCGUUGGGCAGAUGCUCAUUCUCAGGAGAAACUGAUACGAAUAGCAGCUGGUGUUCAAGGUUCUGAUGGCAUCGAACAUCACGGACCGGCCCUGGCGUCACCCGCCGAUUGUUUUCAUUGCCGUGCUCCUGUUUCAGGGGUCCCCCUGAAGCCCAGAAAAGAGUUACGGUUUACAGAACUGCAGUCUGGACAGCUGGAGAUUAAGUGGUCCUCGAAAUUCAAUAUUUCCAUCGAGCCCGUGAUCUACGUGGUACAAAGAAGAUGGAAUUAUGGAAUCCAUCCUAGCGAAGACGAUGCCACCCAGUGGCAGACGGUAGCCCAGACCACAGAUGAGCGGGUCCAGCUGACUGACGUACGACCCAGCAGGUGGUACCAAUUCCGAGUGGCGGCUGUCAACGUGCACGGGACCCGAGGCUUCACGGCCCCCAGCAAACACUUCCGCUCCUCCAAAGAUCCAUCUGCACCGCCCGCGCCGGCCAACCUCCGGCUUGCAAAUUCCACCGUAAACAGUGACAACACCGUGACCGUGGCUGUGGUUUGGGAUCUCCCCGAGGAACCCGACAUCCCCGUGCACCACUACAAGGUGUUUUGGAGCUGGACGGUCAGCGGCAAAUCCCUUGUCCCCACAAAAAAGAAGCGGAGAAAGACCACGGAUGGGUCCCAGAAUUCUGUGCUCCUGGACAGACUCCAGCCGGACUACGGCUACACCGUGGAGCUGCAGGCCAUCGCAUACUGGGGGCAGACGCGCCUGAAGGGGGCCAAGGCCUCCCUGCACUUCACGCCCGUGCACGCCACCAGCCGCAAAGAGCAACUUGGGAAAACCAGAAAGAGCACGAUGCACAUGCAGCCCCCUUUCCAACGACGACGGCCUGCGCGCCUCCUGGAAAUCGGAACCCCCUUCUAUCAAGACAACCAACUGCAGGUGAAGGUCUACUGGAAAAAGACCGAAGGUGCGCAAACGCUCUCUGAUGAUUUGUCAUCUGCAUCAAGUAGCCCAGUGACAUCAGGCGGCUAUUGAAAAAGUCAAGGUUGAGCCAUGGUGUUGAUAGUUUUUUUUAAAGAUUUAUUUAUUUUAGAGAGAGAGAGAGAGAGA
Leptonychotes weddellii (Weddell seal) is the source of this 1155-nucleotide messenger RNA. NCBI's taxonomy places the organism in Eukaryota, Metazoa, Chordata, Mammalia, Carnivora, Phocidae. The record is from RefSeq and is a predicted model, not a curated record.